Molecule: messenger RNA, 3042 nt
Organism: Doryrhamphus excisus (bluestripe pipefish)
Lineage: Eukaryota; Metazoa; Chordata; Actinopteri; Syngnathiformes; Syngnathidae
Gene: faah2b
Product: fatty acid amide hydrolase 2b
Cellular component (GO): endomembrane system
Source: RefSeq, a predicted model, not a curated record
UUUUCCCGUUGUGCCCACGGUGAGGGGACACCGCAGGUAAUAUAAAUGGCUAUAAGCUAGUCUACAUUCAGCACCAGUGUUCGCUAGGAGCCAACAUGUCUCUGAGCGGACUUGAAAGACUCCAGAAAUGGCUCUUCGAUGCAGUAAUGGGGGUACUCUUCAUGAUGUUUCGGCUUCUGUCACACCGGACGAGUUCCGGAUGUGUGAAGAAGCUGCCGCCUAUCAGCCACCCGCUUCUUAAAGUAUCUGCGACGCAACUCGCCAGAAAGAUCCGACGGAGAGAGGUGUCCAGUGUGGAGGUGGUCCAGGCUUAUAUUGACAGGAUCCAGGAAGUCAACCCUCUCAUCAACGCUGUUGUCAAAGAAAGGUUUUCCUCCGCGCUCCAGGAAGCGGCGCAUGUCGACAAGCUGAUCAAUGAGGAACCAGGAGGAGAGGAGGUUCUGGAGGACCGUCUGCCGUUCCUUGGAGUGCCUGUCUCAGUCAAGGAGUCCUUUAGCCUCCAGGGCAUGCCCUUCACAACGGGCAUCAUUGCCAGGCGUGGAAUCGUGGCCGCCACUGACGCCCCCCCUGUGGCCCUGAUGAAGCGGGCGGGCGCCAUCCCGCUGGGUGUGACCAACACCAGUGAGGGGUGCAUGUGGUCCGAGUCGCACAACCACCUGUGGGGCAUCACCAGCAACCCGUACAACCUGGAGAGGAUACCAGGAGGAAGCUCAGGUGGAGAGGGAAGCUUGUUGGCCGCGGCGGGUGCAGUCAUUGGGAUGGGCUCAGACAUUGGCGGCAGCAUCCGCAUGCCCUGCUUCUUUAAUGGAGUAUUCGGCCAUAAGACCACGCCCGGUGUUGUGUCAAACGACAACCAGUACCCUCCCGCCACGGGCAGACAUGCCGACUACUUGAGCAGUGGGCCCAUGUGCCGCUACGCUGAGGACCUGCUCCCCAUGCUGAGAAUCAUGGCGGGACCCAACGCUCACAUGCUGUCCUUGAGUGAGAAGGUGGACUUGAAGAAGCUGCGGUUCUUCACCAUCCCAGAUGAUGGCGGCUCUAGUCUGACCAGCCCAGUCAGUCAAGAGCUGAAACAGAUCCAGAGGAAGGUGGUAGAGCGUCUGGAAGCCGAUCUCGGAGUGACAGUCCAAGAGGUGCACUUCCCCGAGCUCCAACAUGGUUUCCGGAUCUGGGACACCUUCAUGAGUCUUCCCAGCAGAGAUGGCAAGCCUCCUGCUGCCUUCGCUGAUGUUCUGGGAGAGGUGGGCCGCCCAGUGUGGCCUUUCUGGGAGCUCCUGAAACGCAUGCUGGGCAAAUCGGACCACACCAUUGCAGCCAUUGGUCUGACUUUGCUAGAGAAGAUGAACGUGUCCAAACCAUCCACUGUCCUUAUCCAGAUGAAGGAGAAGCUCCAGGAGCAAGUGGAGGAGCUGCUGGGGACUGAUGGAGUGUUUCUUUACCCAUCAUACACCAGAGUGGCCCCCAAACACCACCACAGUCUUUUUAGACCCUUUGACUUCGCCUACACCGGGAUCAUAAAUACUCUGGGCCUGCCCGCCACUCAGUGCCCUUUGGGGCUUAAUGAGGAGGGUCUCCCCCUGGGGGUUCAAGUGGUGACGGGGAAGCUGCAGGAUCGUCAGUCCCUGGCUGUGGCACUCCACCUGGAGAAGGCCUUUGGGGGCUGGAGGGAACCAGGGGGCAACUAGAGCACCUUCCCACCAGCUGAAUGUCAUACUGGGAUCUCGCAUGUGCUACUAAAAUCUCUGCAAUGAUUUCAUGCUUCUUUUGGAAAAAAGGGGGUGUUGCUUCAUGGAGGUAAGCGUAGGUGCUGUAGUUUGUAAGGAUUAUUAAUAAGAAAGAAAAGGAAAAGAAUUGAACAAUACCAAAUGUUGCAAGGAAACAGAAGACACACAAGGCGAGCAAUGUUAGCGUUGUAAUUCUUAGGUGCUGAUAUAUCGACUGUAGCGCCAUUUAAUGCUGCAACGCUCCUUAAUCACAUAAUAAAAAUAUCUCAACUGCUUUUUCUCAUGUACACUGACAAGCACAUACACCUCAAAGACCAAUUGGAAUAGUUUUAAUUGACUCACACAGAUGACCAAUGUCUUAACAGUCUGUCAAUUUUCUUCCCCUUGACUGGGGAAAAAAAACAAAGGCGGGGUGGGCAAAAAAUGUUUCCAACAAAAGAAGCGCUCAGUGUUUGAGACACAUUCAUCCAAAAGACAUUAGUAUGUCACGUUGAAAAGGUGUCUGGUGGGGACAAACUGAAAUAACCAAAUGAGAGCAAAACAUUCUCCUGCACAUGUGCGCCGGCUGCUCCAUUUGGCCCCAAUGUGGAAUCAAAACUGAACGUGUGUAAACAAUCAGAAAAUGUGAACAUAGGGUGAAUGAAGUCCACCUGUUUUACCCGCUCAUGAGGUGUUGGUGAUGGGUUUGUACUUUUUGAGGCGGGUCCACUGGCCUGUGGAGUAGUUCAUUUCGAAUACAGUGUCCACCAGCAUGGUGGUGCUGCCCGUGCCGUCUGCUUUGGGCAAAACCUCUGUGUGCUCGCUCAGCUUGAUCUGGAUAAUGUCACCCUGCUCUGGACACGGGUUCUCUGCAAAAGAAAUGCAUGCUGCUUUUACGAGGAUGCAACAUCUGAUGGAAUUGAAGCGUCUUUUUCACUAUUUUAAGUACAUCAGUGGAGUGAACGGGGGACAUUGUGUACCUCUGGAUCCUGCCAUAAAGCCCAGGAUGAGGGCCUUCUCUGGUCUGGUGACCUUGUUGGCCGUCUUGAACAUCUCUUGAGCUGCGUACAUCUGGUCUCUCUGAGAGGUAUGAAGCAGAAAAUUAACAGUCUGCGUCCAAAUAUAUUUUUCUAUGCAUUGUGGCUACUGGACCGCAUGCUGAAAUGUGCUAUUUUAGCUUAUGUUCAAAAUGUGAAUCAAUCUCCUUAUAUAUAUUAAAUUAUUUAAAUAUUUAAUGAUUGUGCUUAAACUCCUUGAGGAGGCUAGCAUGUUCUGGCAUGCACAGCUGGAGGAUAUGUUUCCAGGUGAAGUAAAAUAAAAUUACAGAAAAGUGACUUUG